Paraphaeosphaeria sporulosa is the source of this 1623-nucleotide messenger RNA. RefSeq names its product putative feruloyl esterase. NCBI's taxonomy places the organism in Eukaryota, Fungi, Ascomycota, Dothideomycetes, Pleosporales, Didymosphaeriaceae. The transcript has 3 exons. Bases 1 to 1623 code for a protein of 540 amino acids. The record is from RefSeq and is a predicted model, not a curated record.
AUGGCUCUAUUGCUCUCUUUUUGGGCAGCCUUGGUGCCAAGUCUGUCUAGCGUUGUAGCUCAACAUCCAAUCCAUUCUUUCGAGACGGCAUGUUCUGCGUUCGCUUCCGCAUUCAACCACCCGGGUGUCAAGGUCCAGUUCAGUCAAUUUCUUCCACAAGGCUACAACUUGUCAAUUACAGAUUACCCUCAAUCAUGCCUUGACUCUCAAGGCUCGUCCCCUGUGCAGAUACUUGGCGCUGAUGUAUGUCGUGUCGCCAUACUCGUGGAUACAUCCGCGAAUAGCAGUAUGACGCUAGAAGCUUGGUUGCCCAAAGCCUGGACAGGCAGAUUCCUAAGCGGAGGCAACGGUGGCUUAAGCGGAUGUAUUCAGUACACCGACUUGUCAUAUGGCUCAUCCUCAGGAUUUGCAACGGUUAGCGGCAAUAAUGGCCAUAAUGGAUCGUCUGGAGCGCCUUUCUACACGCAUCCUGAAGUCCUUGAAGACUAUUCUUACCGCGCAAUCUAUGUAGGGAGUAUUGUUGGCAAGCAGAUAGCUCAAGCCUUCUAUGGUCGCGAUGCUUCCAAGUCCUACUUCAUGGGCUGCUCUGGUGGGGGUCGACAAGGAUUCAAGCUGGCACAAUCUUUCCCGGAAGUGUUUGAUGGUAUCAUCGCUGCUGCUCCCGCACUGGAUUUUGAUAGCUUCAUUGCCUGGGGCGCGCAGCUUAGCUCCAUUGCCGGCUUUGAUACUAAUUCAACCGAGUUUAUCAGCGAAUCGCUUUGGAAGGCCAUUCAUGAGGAGGUGUUGGAUCAAUGCGAUGGUUUAGAUGGCGCACUCGAUGGUAUUAUCGAGGACACAGAUCUUUGCCAUCCGCAAUACGAGCGCCUGAUCUGUAAUGAAACCGCGAACGACUCCUCGAAGUGCUUGACUCGCGCUCAAGUCGGCAAGGUCCGCGCUCUUUAUGAGCCUUUGUACAACGAUAACGGCUCGUUAUUGUAUCCCAAACUCCAGCCUGGAACCGAAACAACUUCCUUCGAUACAUACUUCUCCGGCACACUUUCAAGUCUCUUUUCGGACUGGUUCAAGUAUGUCGUAUACAACCCUACUUUCGAUACUGAGACAUUGAGUCGCGAAGAUCUCAUUGCAGCAGCUUCAUAUGAUCCCUACAAUAUCAGCACCUCUAAGUCAGACCUCUCGGCGUUCGAGCGAAGAGGCGGGAAACUGCUUACCCUGCACGGGUUCGAAGAUAACAUUAUCCCGACGGACAUCAGUACCUCGUACUAUCACCGAGUUUCUGAAGCAAUGUCACGACCCCCUUCUUCUCUGGAUGAGUUUUACCGCUACUUCCGGGUCAGCGGCUUGAGUCACUGCGCACUGGGCAAUGGCGCUUAUAGCGUAGGCAUGUAUUCUUUUGGCCUAAUCCCCAACGCUAUGGAGCAAGACCCUGACGAUAAUGUUCUUUCCCGGAUCGUGGCGUGGGUUGAGCGUGGCGAGGCACCAGAAUAUAUCCGUGGAACUGCCUUUGUCGGUGCAUACCCGGGAUCGGCAAUAGCGUAUAAGCGCAAGCAUUGCAAAUACCCUGCGACGAACAAAUAUGUUGGACAAGGCAGCUUCACAUCUGAAAACAGUUGGACAUGUCUAUAG